Molecule: messenger RNA, 4498 nt
Organism: Carcharodon carcharias (great white shark)
Lineage: Eukaryota; Metazoa; Chordata; Chondrichthyes; Lamniformes; Lamnidae
Product: cadherin-6-like
Exons: 12
Coding region: 297-2678 (793 amino acids)
Biological process (GO): homophilic cell-cell adhesion; calcium-dependent cell-cell adhesion; cell morphogenesis
Cellular component (GO): plasma membrane; adherens junction; catenin complex
Molecular function (GO): calcium ion binding; cadherin binding
Source: RefSeq, a predicted model, not a curated record
UUGAACAGCUGAACCUGUGCCAUUUGAGUGUGACAAAACAACGAGACUGGGCAGAACCAGUCGUGCAGACACACACACAGCGGUGUUUUAUAACCCACUCAGCCGGGCUGUGUUCAUCCCACAAACCGAGAAAUCCCCAGAAACUAAGAGCAAACGAGCUUGAAGAUUGAUUGAAGACCCUGUAGUUUACAAAUGGAACAAAAAGGUUAGUCAGGGAUACACUAGCGACUGACGGAUAACUGGAGUGCAGCCAACAAACCCAGUUAGACUCUGCAGCCAUCAGUUCUGAAAUAAGAAUGGCGAUAUCGAAUUGCUGUGUGCUAAUGUUGUUCUGGGUUUGCCUGCCGGAGCCCAGCCAGAUGUCCCCACUAUCAGAAAGGACUGCUAAACAGCAACAGGAUGGCGUGUCAAGGAAGCCUUCAGGUGACAAGCUUUCUGUGUUGCACCGGUCCAAGCGUGGCUGGAUGUGGAAUCAGUUCUUUUUGUUGGAGGAAUAUACAGGGGCAGAGCCGCAGUACGUGGGGAAGCUUCACUCUGACGUCGAUAAGGGAGAUGGCACUCUUAAAUACAUUCUGUCAGGUGAUGGGGCUGGUACAGUAUUUACUAUUGAUGAGAACACUGGGGACAUACACGCCUUAAAGAAAAUGGACCGGGAGGAAAAAUCUUUUUAUACAUUGCGUGCCCAAGCCAUUGAAAGGAGGACUGGCAGGCCUGUGGAACCUGAAUCUGAGUUUAUUAUCAAGAUCCAUGAUAUUAAUGACAACGAGCCAAAGUUUUCAAAGGAAACAUAUAUGGCUACUGUUCCCGAAAUGUCUGAUGUUGGUACAUCAGUAAUUCAAGUCAUAGCUACAGAUGCUGAUGAUCCUACUUAUGGAUACAGUGCCAGGGUGGCAUACAGUAUCUUACAAGGGCAACCUUACUUCUCCGUGGAAUCGGACACAGGUAUUAUUCGAACAGCUUUACCAAACAUGGACAGAGAAGCAAAGGAGCAGUAUCAAGUGAUCAUCCAGGCUAAGGACAUGGGUGGGCAGAUGGGAGGAUUAUCAGGCACAACGUCUGUAAACAUCACCCUCACUGAUGUCAAUGACAAUCCUCCCAGAUUUCUUCAAAGUGCAUACCAAAUGAGUGUCAAGGAGUCUUCCCAAGAAGGUUCUGUUGUUGGCAGAAUUAAAGCUUAUGAUGCAGAUAUCGGAGAAAAUGCAGAAGUAACUUAUCGCAUCAUCGACGGUGAUGGGAUGAAUAUGUUUGACAUCACUACAGACGAGGCUACACAAGAAGGUGUUGUUCUUGUGAAAAAGAUGUUGGACUAUGAGAACAAGAAAAACUAUAUCUUAAAGAUAGAGGCACUGAACAGUCGCCUUGACCCUCGAUUCCUUUACCUGGGUCCGUACAAAGACACAGCCACUGUGAGGAUUGCAGUUCAGGAUGUGGAUGAGCCCCCAGUGUUCAGUAGACCCUUUUACAUGUUAGACGUGUACGAAGACAUUGAUGUGGGGACUAUCAUAGGUACCAUAACAGCACAAGAUCCUGACGCAUCUCACAGUUUGGUUAGUUACUCUAUCGAUCGACAUACUGACUUGGACAGAUAUUUCAACAUAAACUCUGCCAAUGGAUCAAUUGUAACCUUAAAACCACUUGACCGGGAAGAAAUGCCAUGGCACAAUAUUACUGUGAUAGCGACCGAGACGGUUUUGGAAAAUUCAAGGCAAACAAGCCGCGUGCCAGUUCUAAUCAAAGUUUUAGACGUCAAUGACAACGCUCCAGAGUUUCCCGUGGUUUAUGAGACCUUUGUCUGUGAAAAUGCAAAGGCUGGCCAGCUGAUACAAACUGUUGGUGCUGUGGAUCAGGACUCACCACCAAGUGGAUCCAGAUUCUUCUUCAGCUUGGCUCCAGAAGCCGCUAACAAUCCCAACUUUACAGUUCGGGAUAACGAAGAUAAUACAGCAGGAAUUCUGACCAGGAGAGGUGGAUUUAGUCGUCAAGAAAUGAACACUUACCUUCUGCCUAUUCUCAUUUCUGACAAGGAGUAUCCCAUACAGAGCAGCACUAAUACUUUGCUAAUUCGAGUGUGUGCCUGUGACAAUGAUGGCACAAUGCAAUCUUGCAAUACUGAAGCUAUAAUCCUUCCUCCUGGUCUCAGCACUGGUGCUCUUAUUGCCAUUCUGCUGUGUAUCAUUAUUCUGCUCGUUAUUGUAGUGCUCUUUGCUGCCAUGAGAAAACAGAGAAAGAAAGAACCUCUCAUCAUUUCCAAAGAGGAUAUCCGAGACAACAUUGUCAGCUACAAUGAUGAAGGAGGUGGUGAGGAAGAUACCCAGGCCUUUGAUAUUAGCACACUGAGGAACCCAGAAGUAAUAGAAGACACCCAGUUACGCAGGGACAUAAAACCAGAGAACUUCCUUCUACCUCGUCCGGCCCCACCUGUACCAGAUAAUACUGACGUCAGAGAUUUCAUUAACCAGAGGUUAAAGGAGAACGAUACAGAUCCCGGAGCACCUCCUUAUGAUUCUCUAGCAACAUACGCCUAUGAAGGAAAUGGGUCCAUAGCUGAGUCACUCAGCUCCUUAGAAUCAGUUACCACAGAGACAGAUCAAGAUUACGAUUACUUGAGUGACUGGGGACCUCGGUUCAAAAAACUAUCAGACAUGUAUGGAGGAGAAGACAGUGACAGAGACUCUUAGCAAGGAAGAUCAUCUCUUUAAAUUCAGCUAUCAAAAAAAAGUGUUGCUGUGUAAACACAAGGGCCAUUUUUCAAAACCUAUCCCACUAAACAAACAUUUAUUGUAAACUGUUGGACUUUAUUCCAUAUAUUCAUGGUCUCAGAAUGGUUCCAGUGUGAAAAGUGUGUCAUUUACCCUUCAUUUAAUGAGCAUCCUCAAGAACCCGACUCAGUGUCUAUGGGAAUUUAUACAGUAAUUAUAUACCUAUCCUAGCCACUGAUGCACUAGUGGAGACACAAGUUAUGUUGGUCAUUCAGUUUCUCAUAUAGAAAUAUUUCACAGGUAAUACUGUCUACACAGAGGAAUAGAAAAUGUGUUAAAAUAGGGAUGUGCAUAGGGCAAGUUCUUAAAAAUGGCCUGAGGCAAAAUUUGAUGGUCUGGAAGAUCUAAGUUGGAACCAAGCAUUGGGUCACAGAUGCAUGGUUCUUUCUUUCAAGUUUGAAAACUUAUUUGUGCUACCCUCCUCCAGGAAGUAAGAAAGGACCCCCUGGGCUGUGAAAGAGGAAAACUGGAUGUUUGCAGGAGUGGUUAUACAUGUAACAAGUUAUGCCCAUCGACCUGAUUGUGAAAUACAUUAAAACGUGCAUCAAACCAACAUGCGUUUUCUAAAGAGGUGAAAGGUUCCGAGAGUCACACACGCGCCAUUGAACUACAAGACUUGGUCUAGUCAGAAACUCGCUGGAUUCAUCCCAGGUUUACAGCCUUAGACCCUAAAGCCUGCUGGCCAGCACAUCCCUUUGGUAAAAUUAGUGAAUUAGAUGUUUGAGCUGAACAUGUGGUUGAGUCAACUGUUUCUUUCACAAUGUACUGUACUGUAACUUAGAUUCAAUAUACACAGAUGUAUACAUAUUGUAUGCAGAGCUGUAUUACGUAGUGUCGAUGUGAAUCACUACAGGUGCAUCUUAAAACAGAGUUAAUCCGCUUGGUGUUGUUGACAGUUUGAUGCUGCAGCGGUUUUUAAGCUGCAUACGUUACCGUAACGAUACAUCGUUCCCUUUUACUUUCUUGUCUGAAACGUUGCAAAGCUUAAAAUCACUUCAGAACUUCGAAUUCCUGAGAAAGCGCCAGUGACUUAAGUUGCAACUGAGUGCAGUUACCUGUGGAUUGGAGGCAGCAGUGGUGCAGAACACACCUCCUGUGAUGCUGAGUAAAUUAUUACACUGAUUUGGCUCUUCAAUUCAGAAUAAUGCCUUACUCAGCACCACGAACAGUCAGCGUACGAUACACAUGAGGCAAAUUUAAUCAAGUCAUCCCAGAUAUGAAGCUGACCUUCCCUACAAGACAUUCUGAGUGAGAAUGAGGCAUUUUUACAUGCCUUCAGCAUUAUAAAGCCUUGUAAAAGAGAGAUGUAUUAAAGGGGUUCAGUCUGUGUAAUUAUCUAAGAUCAGAAACACCAUCUCAGAACUAACUUGUAUAUGUAAAAAUAUUUGCAGCACAGACAGUACAAGUGAGUGUUUAAGUAUGACAGUGCACUGUUCAUUCAUUGUUCAGUGCAAAUUCAUUAAAUUAUCUCUUGUAGCUUUAAAUUAGUCUGACUUCUGGGGGAAGGGUUAUAUAGCAACCAGAUCUCUAUCUCCAGUCAGACCUGUAUCUUAACACCUCAAAGCUACCUCUCCAUGAAGUAACUGGAAAGUUGCCUUGUUUUAACUAAGAUCAGCAAGCUCUCGCAUUCUGUGCUUUCGAUUUUUUACACACCACUGAGGAACAUGCUACUGAGAUCACAGGGAGGCGGUAGAGUAGUGGUAUUGUCACUGGGCUAGUAUUCCAGAGACCCAGUGGAA